Messenger RNA from Salvelinus fontinalis (brook trout), 2248 nucleotides. RefSeq lists its product as uncharacterized. NCBI's taxonomy places the organism in Eukaryota, Metazoa, Chordata, Actinopteri, Salmoniformes, Salmonidae. The coding region runs from base 299 to 1324 and encodes 341 amino acids. The record is from RefSeq and is a predicted model, not a curated record. The transcript has 3 exons.
GUGAAAGUGUCCAUAUCCUACAUUUUGUUUUACUAAAUGUCGCUGUUAUAAAUAAUUAACUUGCGCAGAUAAACAGCCAGAUCUUUUGGUAUCCUCAGCUUUUCAUACACUGGGUGAGAGACCACACUUCACUGUCGACUGCAAAUAGUUGAAUAAUUAAGGAAAACAGCCAGGCCCAUUGGUAUCGUCAGCUUUUAUACACUGGGUGAGAGACCACACUCCACUGUUGACUGCAAAAAGUUAAAGAAUUAAGGAGACUGGAGGUAAAGAAACAACGGUGACCAAACACCAUCACACCAUGGAAAACUACACAGAUUAUCCUCUGUAUCCUGACAAUUACUAUUACAGCCCUGACGAUGACCAUUUCCGCCCUGAUGAUGACCAUUUCCGCCCUGACGAUGACCAUUUCCGCCCUGACGAUGACCAUUUCCGCCCUGAUGAUGACCAUUUCCGCCCUGACGAUGCCCACAACCUCCCUGACUCAGGGGCCAUUGUAGCGUCAGUGCUUAUUCUCCUUGGUAUUCUCCCUGUCUGUUGGAUUAUCUGGUUUGCCUGUUGUAAACUCCGUGAAAGAGCACUUGUCACAGUCUUUCUUGUGUCCCUCCUUAUCAAUGACACAGUGCAGCUGAUCACUUCCCUUUUUGUUGUGGGAAUUAAACUAAUGGGGAUUUCCUGUUAUAGUUCGUGCCAUGCAUUACUCCAACUGUUCAUUCUGUCAAGAUUCUGCGGCCAGAUUUUUCACCUGCUGGUUGCUCUGGAGAAUAUAUUCUGUCUGAGUCGUACACGGUCUUCCACUCCACCGGGGUUCAAGCUUAAGUGUUUCUUCUAUCUCCUCUCUGCAGCUGUUUGGCUCGGCUACAUUGUAAUUGCAUUUUUAGUAAAUGUGGAUGAUAUGAAUAAUUAUCUUUGCUAUAUUUUUUUAAAUUUCUUUGGAGUUUUGUGCACAGCUGCUGCAGCAUGUAUAAUGAUCCUAAAACCCUUGAACCCCACCAAAACUAGUCAGAGUUUGAAGGUAUUAGCAGUGGCCAUGUUAACUUAUGUGAUACUCUAUGUUCCUGAUUCCCUCUACUGGAUAAUACAACACUACGGACCUGCUUGGACAGAUGAGUUUAGAUAUGAUUAUUUUUUCCUCUACCUGCCGUGCCUGAGACCCAUCACUGACUGUGUCCUGUGUUGGUAUAUAUGCAGGGCACAUCGUAUAGAGUGGAAUGAGGUAGGCAUACUACCCAAUUCACUUACCCUCGAUUCCUCUCAUUCUGUCGUCACCUUCUCAAACUGCAUUGGAAGAGGACCAUUGGGAGGGACCUCCAAUACUGGAGGAUGAGAGAUUAUGGGAUGUGAGGAAUCAAGGAAAGAUACAUUGUGAUAAAGCCCAGUACUGAAGGCUAUUUGAGGGCUAAUAAUUAUUUGAAGGAGUGGAGGCUGGUGGGAGGAGCUAUAGGAGGACUGGUUCAUUGUAAUGACUGGAAUGUAAUAAAUGGAACUGAGGCUAACAUGUGGUUUCCAUAUGUGUGAUGUGUUCCAUUAAUUCGUUCCAUUAAUUCCCUUUCCCUCCCAUUAAAAUGAGCCCAUCCUCCUAUAGCUCCUCCCACCAGCCUCUACUGGAGUGAUAAGGGAGAGAUCUGGUGAAUUUGGGAUGGACGAUACCUGUGGAAAAUGUAAAAAAAAUAAAAGAUAUACAAAAAUAAACAUACUGUUGUAGUUGUGUUUUGCUCGAAGGCCGGAGUUAAAUCCGACUGCGGGUUGUCAACAAUGCAGCUUUGAAAGGCAAUUUCCAAUUGAGUCGACAUAUGCAGCGGUUACCGUGAAUGAGAUCUCCGUGACCGCGGGAACUUUAAAAGCUGCAUUUUUGAUAACCCACGUCGGAUGUAACCCCCAGCCUAACACUUGCACUUGUCUUUUUCCUACUAAGCACUGGGCUUUGCUGAUAACUGCUUUUAAUGGAAAACGUUUUUACUUGCAAUUACUUUGAUAUGUAGUUGUCUUACCUAGCUUAAAUGAAUGCACUGACUGUAAGUCACUCUGGAUAAGUAUGACCAAAAUGUAAAUACGUAGAGGCUAGUUGCAACUAAAUAACAGAUGGACUUGUUUGUGAUCCUCCUUGAUUGGCCAACGAGUUAUCACUUUGUAUCAACAACAAUCCUAUUCACAGUUCAUAUCUUUUAUUAAAUGAUUUGGAACAUAUCAAGACGUUUUUAAUCAGUACAAACAUUCAUAAUUAUAAUAAACAAUGAUGUAAUUAACAGGA